Messenger RNA from Syzygium oleosum, 1711 nucleotides. RefSeq lists its product as uncharacterized. The transcript has 10 exons. The coding region runs from base 29 to 1549 and encodes 506 amino acids. NCBI's taxonomy places the organism in Eukaryota, Viridiplantae, Streptophyta, Magnoliopsida, Myrtales, Myrtaceae. The record is from RefSeq and is a predicted model, not a curated record.
GGAGGGAGAGCGAGCCGGCUAGCUAGCGAUGGGUUCGCCUCUCGCCAUCUCUGUGCUGCUUCUUCUCGCCUGCUCUCUCUCCUCGUCGCUCUUCGCUUACCCCAGUCCGAUCCCGGACUCCCCGAGCUUCAAAGGGGUAAACCUAGGGCAACCAUCUAUUGAUUUCACACCAUCAACACUUUCUGGCGUUCUAGCUGGCCGUGGUACUAAAGAAAUCGUAAGGUGUGAACGUGUUGAAGUAAUUGGUCUAUCCCGAUUGAGACUUGGAAGUUACUCUAGCGCACUACGUGUCACUGUGCUUCCAUCAGUAUCAAUUCCAGAAAGAUUACACGGCCAAGUUCAGGUUUGCCUUCACCGGAACUCUUCUCUCGCAUUGUGUGAAUGUGAAAAAGAUGAGUGGAAGAGUAUUCAAAAAGGCGUGUGGAGUUCUGUCAUAUCACCCUAUGAACAUAGAUAUGUUGAUGUCAAGAUCAUCGGUGAAGUUCCUGGUCAUUUCACAGUCUCCAUUUCUGAAGAGCCUCAACAGUGGCGCCUCCUUUGUCUGGCGUUGGGAUUUAUACUGAUACUGCUGGCCCCAGUUAUUAGUGGCUGGGUUCCUUUCUACUAUAGCAGUUCAAUGGCCAUAGGAGUUUUUCUGGUCAUCAUUAUCCUUCUUUUCCAGGGGAUGAAAUUAUUACCAACUGGGAGGAAAAAUGCCUUCUACCUCACUUUAUAUGGUUCAAUGCUUGGAGCUGGAUCUUUUCUUCUACAUCAGUUCUCAAUGAUGGUGAAUUCGAUUCUUCUCAGUUUUGGAUUUAGUGAGGAGAUGCAUAACCCGGUAUCUGUAUUCUUACUAGUAGGAAUUGUUCUAGCUGGAGCUGCUUUAGGCUAUUGGAUUGUUCGGAAGUUUGUGAUUUCAGAGGAUGGGAGUGUGGAUGAUGGUGUUGCCCAAUUUAUGAAAUGGGCAAUGCGUGUUGUUGCUGCUACGUUAAUCUUCCAGAGUACUUUUGACACUCUUUUGGCAGUGGGGGCGCUGGCUUGUUGUUCGGCUAUCUGCUUUUCGGUGACUUCAAUGUGGAGUGAGGCAGCGUAUGAGCCAUAUUCUUUGAACUGGAGUCCUACACCAAGUUGGUCUCGGCAACCAUCUGCACAGUUCAAUCGUGCUGAAUUUCUUGCAAGGUCACCAGAAAAAUUUCACCGGAGAAAGAUGUGGAAUAGACCUAACAAAUCUGCUGCUUGGCUGGACUCUCCGCUUAAAAGUUCUGUAACCCCGCCUGCUAGUCAAAUGAGAAGGAACUCCGUGGAUUACUAUUCAACUCUUCACAAGGCACCCAACCGAAAGAAGUACACAGAACAGGAAUGGGAAGACUCGAAGGCAUACUGGACCAAGCAAGCUAUGUCAGAGUUGGUAUCCUCUCCAGAUUUCACUGACUGGAUCAUCGAGCAUGCUGACCGAAUACAGAUCACUUCCGGCAAUGGUUCAGAUGAAGCUGUUGGAAGUGAUUCUGACUCCACCAAUGAAGCCACUUUGAACAGUAGCAACGGGUUCAAAUUGUUUAAUCUCUGGUAGCCAGAUGCAGCAUCUCCACAUUGUAGGAUGCUUGUAAAGCGUUUCUGACAGUUAGUCUGACACUUAGCGUUAGGAUAGUCGCUAGGAAAACAUUCUGCAUAUGUAGAAUUUUUGUUUGAUUUCACCAAUCUUGUAUUAUAGAAAAUUUUUUAUUUCACUUUC